Setaria italica (foxtail millet) is the source of this 3852-nucleotide messenger RNA. Its product is annotated as probable inactive serine/threonine-protein kinase bub1. The record is from RefSeq and is a predicted model, not a curated record. Lineage: Eukaryota; Viridiplantae; Streptophyta; Magnoliopsida; Poales; Poaceae. The transcript has 7 exons. Gene Ontology annotation, molecular function: protein kinase activity. The coding region runs from base 1187 to 3307 and encodes 706 amino acids. Gene Ontology annotation, biological process: mitotic spindle assembly checkpoint signaling; meiotic sister chromatid cohesion, centromeric.
UCGCCUGCUUCAUGGCAGGGAAGCUGCUUCCUUGACUAGGCAGCCAAGUGUUCUUGGUAUCUCCGAGCGUGGCGUCUUCUAUGUAAUUCGAUUUCACACAAGUCCUCGGUGGCAUCUCAUCUAGCAUACCAUACUUGGCAUUUCAGAAGAAGAUAUAUCCCUGGUUAACUCAUCUCUGUGUUCUACUAUCUAUUAUUCAUGUGAUGAAACGCUCUGCGUUCUUGCACUUCACGUUGCCUCAAAAUCCAUGCCUUCCCCACUUUGAUUUGUGGUAGUAAUUUACUUGGACAUGCUUAACCAAUUAUGCUAAUCGAAAUACCCAAAUUCAAGCUGCCAUUUCUGCUCUGACUUUCAUUCUGUUUAGGAACUCUACCUGAUGGUGCAUCAUAGAUGCCUGACUGCCUGCUAUGUUCAACUUGAGGAAAAUAACUUCAUCAAUUGCCGCUGCCUUGAUUUGAUGGUCAUUUGUGUGUUUCCUGCCUAGAUUCGCUUGGAGUGUUGUGUGUUAUUUGCAUUUGAUGCUGGGGCCAGACCUGCUAAAUUACACAGGAACAUUGUUCAACAUCCAUCACAUGCCCGCAGACUUGGAUCCUCUGCAGUUGCUCUUGCUACUGCUGAGAAGCACCUUUUGGCAUUAGCUCAAAUCUGGACUGUUCAUCUUUAGGGCGGCGAUGACCGUAUUUCUUUCUUCCCAUUGCCUUCGCUUCCUCCCCGAAGAAAGGGCUUCAAUGACAAUGCCUCUGGACAAUCUCACUCUGAAAAAUACUUUUUUUCUUUCCAAAGAUCAAUAAUGUUCCAGGCUUCCAGCUAUCAUUUGGUUACCCUAGUUUGAGAAUUCACAAGAACAUUUUGUGUGGUGAUCAGGUGGAGAUAUAUAGCCGAUGCUACGAGAGCUCCCCUCUGGUGCAGGAGCUGGCAACGACGAAACCACAGCUGCAGACCAGAGCGUUUGAUGGUGCUGUAGAUCCCAUGAAAAUUUUGUUCAUUCAGCUGCUGACGAUGCGAGCAAAUUGGCAAACUGAGACACGCCACACUGGGGACACUGGUGUCCGCCGUCAUCGGCACCAGUGCUCGCCGUCGUCUUCGCGGUCGCCGGCGGCCGGUAUACGAGGAUCAACGUUUCCCUUGCAGUGGCCUCGUGGGAACAGAGCCCAUGAGCGUCUGGUAGGUGGGCCGUUCUGUAGGGAUGACAGGUGGGCCCUACCCCUCCCAUGGCCGUUGCCAUUCGGAGCGAGAUAAAAUUCGAAAUGGGAAUCGCCUCGUCUCCUCCUUGCACGUACUGUCGGCAGGCCGCCGCCAGCAGAAUCCAAUCGGAGCCAUGGCCGCCGCAGACGCGGAGCAGGAGAAGGAGCUCCUCUCGUCGGUGGUGGGCGACAUCCGAAGCUACUCCGGAUCCGACCCCCUCCGCCCAUGGCUCCGGGGGAUGCGGAAGAUGGAGCGGGCGCUGCCGCCGGCGACGCUACGGGAGAAGCUGCCCAGGUUCCUCCAGAAGUGCGCCCAGGAGUUCCAGGACGACCUGCGCUACCGCGACGACCCCCGCUACCUCCGCGUCUGGAUCCAGCUGAUGGACUAUGUGGCGGAUGCGAAGCCAUUGCUCAAGAAGAUGGAGAGGAAUGGAAUAGGCCUUAAGAGAGCUUCAUUCUAUAUGGCUUAUGCACUAUAUUAUGAGAAGCAUAAGAGGUUCAAUGAUGCGGAGAAGAUGUACCGUCUGGGAAUCCAGAACCUGGCAGAGCCUAUCGGUGAGUUGCACAAAGCACAUGAACAGUUUAUUCUUCGGAUGGAAUCAUACAAGAGGAGGAAAGAUAAACUGCAGGAAAGAAUGGCUAGGAAAGCUGGUCCAAGUGCUACAAUGCCUACGAAAGCUGAGUGUAGUGCUACAUCUAUGAACCAAGUUGAAGGGGAAAGCAGAAACAGUAAAGAACUGAAAUCCAAUACAAUUCAGAAGUCAGGAAGCAGUUCUAAUACUUCAUUAGGUCGUCAUCCUCCAUUAGGACCUGCUAAAGUUGGUAUGCUAUCCAGAGGCAACUCAGGAGCAAACAAGAAUUUGUCCCGUUGUAAUAGCGAUGAUACUGUAGUUGUACGGUUUGUAGGCUCUGCACUGGUUGGGAAGUCAGAAACUGAAGAUGCCUGCCAUCAUGGCCUAGUUGAACCAACUAUAAACACUAAGGAGGCUAUGGAUGCCAUCAAUAGCAUGUUUUUGGAACCAGUGGAACCUGAGACAAUGCUCAAGAGACAAUCAAAGCGUGAAAAGUCAAAUUUUAAUCAGCAACCAAGUGCAUUUGAUAUCUUUGUUGAUGAAGAUGAACCUAACUGUAAUGGUUCAAAGAUGCUCCACAGGAAUAGCAUGAAGCAAGAGCAUCCAAAGUUCAGUCAGCAAACAAGAGGGUUUGAGAUUUUUGUUGACGAGGAUGGUCCUAAUGGCAAUGACCAAAAUGCAGAGCAAAACAGGAACUCUAGGAAGGCAAACAUGAAGUUAAAUCAGGAAACAAGUGGGUUUGAAAUCUUUGUUGAUGAGGAUGGUCCUAAUGGCAGCGACCAAAAUGCGGGACAAAAUAGGAACACUAGGAAAGAAAACAUGAAGUUAGAUCAGGAAACAUGUGGGUUUCAAAUCUUUGAGGAUGAAAAUGAGGCUAAUGGCAGCGUCCAGAAUGCCAUGUACCACAAGAAUAACGGGCUUCCUCCAAGACCAUUGUGUGAUUCGUCAAGGCAUCAAGGCGAAAGUGACUUCCAGAAGCCAUUUGUUGGAGGAUUUGCAAUAUUGCCAGAUGAUGAAGAAGAACAAUGUGAGAAAACUGCUGGUGUAACUAUAAAUUCCAGAAGUGUGCAGCCUACUCGUGACAAUAAUACUUUGCUCUGCCUGGUUCAAGCUGAUUCAGGAACACGAUAUCAUGAAGGUCCUCGUCCUGCGAGUUCUGGGCUUAAAGAAGACACAGUCAUUCAUAGGUUUGUUGGAUCCACUAUUGAUGAUGAGUCUAAGGUAGAAAAUGCAUGCCAUCAUGGAUUAGUCGAUCCAACUGUCAAUCUAAAGGAGGCUAUGGAUGAUAUAAACAACAUGUUUGGGAGACCACUAAACUUCAAGGGUGAGAGGACAAAGAGAAAAACCAAUGCAGUUUCAGACAGAAAAGCAGCUCCAGUUUCCGGUUUCUCCAUAUUAGCUGAUGAUGACCUAAAAGAGAACACUCACAAAGCCAGUCAGAGCAAUUCCUGCAAAUUUGGGGAUGAGAAUGGUCUAUUUGAGCCCACAAUCACCACUCGUGAUGUCAUGGUGGAGAUCAACAAUAUGUUUGGAAUGCCACUAGACUUCUAAGAUACUUGUUCAGAGUGAACUGAAUAACUCAACUGACAGUCAGACAAUUGCCUUUGCCUUUUUGCUCUUCCCUUGAGAAAUUGGUGUAUUGCUGAUAUGAAGAGAGCUUGGAAUGAAUCGCCUUAUUUGGUGCACAUGUGGUGGAGAUUACAGCAGAUGUUAGGACUCUCAAGCGAUUCAGGGUGCGGAGAACUGGCAAAGAUUCACUUCUGCUGGAAGUUGUCGCUGGUAUAAUUUAUCUUCUCAAGAGAAGGGCGUAGUUAGCAUCCAGAUCUGGUUUGCAGGAACCAGGAGAUUGCUGUUGUGCUGUCGUAUAAUGCUGGUAUAGUGACAUUGCCACAUUGGCUUAAAUGUCGGUUCAGGGCUCAAUUUUUUCAUGCUGAAAAAGCUGAGACUUGUUUAGUUUACGGAAAUUGAUCAUCUGAUAUCCAGAGUUGUGCUUAUCGAAAAGCCAUUGUCUGAUAUCCAUGCCCUGUGGUUGUGCGUGUACCUGCAAAGACCUAGUCAUAAUAGUUACAGACAGGUAUUUGAGAAAUUUGGUGGUA